AAUUUGUUUGACAGUGUCAAAAUCGUGAAUCUUUGGGUGAAUUUGAUCGUAUUUUGGGUUACGAAAAAUUAAUAAAAAUAAACAAAAAUGUACACAGAAGUGGAUGUAUUUGUCAGUAAUUACACUUUAAUUGAUCCGGAGAUAUAUCAAUUGUGGAUUGAGGGCUGUUCUUCGAGUGAGGCAGUUUCCACGUUACAUCAGAGAGGCUUUGCCAAGCAGCACGGAGCUACAGUCGAACUUAUUGCUAGCGAUGUGCUGGAUCAUUACAGGACAUUUGCUCUCUUGGAGCGGUUGCUCACGGUGCCGUCGAAGUUGUCAGAGCAGAUGAUAUUUCAAAUCGACGAGGCGUCCAAACAGAUGCUCAUUGAGAAAUAUUAUGACUUAGAUGAUGCAGUUAUUAGAGAGCUACUUGGAAGAAAAUUGUCUUCGCGUCAUAGGAAAGAUUUAGAUGAGGUAGCUGAACGCUCAGGAGCCCCGCUGCGGUGCUGCCGGCGGCAGUUCGACAACGUGCGGCGCGUGUUCAAGGCGGUCGAGGAGAUGCCCGGGAACGUCGUCGCCAAUAUACGCACCACCUUUCUGCUGCAAGAGCCGCUGGCCAAAAAGUAUGGAGCAGUAGUGUUUAUAGCGUGCAUGCGGUUUGAGACAACCAAGAGGAAGUUACAGUAUCUGUCCUUCAAUGACUUCUAUCAUUGUGCUCAGGCAAUAAUGGGUAGUUGGACAUAUAGCUGCACGGGCCCGGAGUACUAUGAUACGGAGAUGGAUAGAGAGUUCCUGUUGGAGCUCAGAGAACUCAGGAUCUUGCUGGAUAAGGAGAAGGAGCAUAAACAUUUAAUCUGCAUGCGUCUCAGACCAAAAUUAUUGGAGAAGUCCUAUCAAGAAUUGGAACUCAAUUUUAGACUAUACACUCGAGCGCUGGUCGGCUUGGCAUGUAACCUGCAUCGCGGGAGAGAGUUACGAUCCCUCUUCAUAGAUCUACUUGAAAGAUGUGUAGAGCCUCUAAGAUUGGGCUCAUGGCCAAAGACGGAUCUAGCGCAAUUUUUAUGCGCCUACGAACAGUGUGCUCUACAGAUGGAUGUGUUGAGGGAAGCAGACUUAAAAAGCGUUUGGGAGCGAUAUAUGAGAGUUAUAAGUCAAUGUUUGUUAACUAUGUAUCAUAUUUAAUACAUUUACUUAAUUAUUA
This is a messenger RNA of Helicoverpa armigera (cotton bollworm), 1180 nucleotides long. RefSeq names its product acidic fibroblast growth factor intracellular-binding protein (gene Fibp). Gene Ontology annotation, cellular component: nucleus. The transcript has 11 exons. Lineage: Eukaryota; Metazoa; Arthropoda; Insecta; Lepidoptera; Noctuidae. The record is from RefSeq and is a predicted model, not a curated record. The coding region runs from base 88 to 1161 and encodes 357 amino acids.